AAAAGAAAAGAUAUAUGAAGCAAUAAUGAAAUAAAUAAACAUUAGUAAAGCAUUGGUGGUCAACCCCAUCAACCACUCUUCUCCUCUGCCCCCAGUCCAUCAUCUCUGCUUCUGGAAUCGGAAAAAGCUUGAAGAUGGCUCACAGCCGCUGGAUCAGGCCUGAGGUGUAUCCACUGUUUGCAGCCAUGGGGGUUGCUGUGGGAAUCUGCGGCUUUCAGCUGGUUCGCAAUAUCUGCAUCAACCCUGAAGUCCGGGUGAACAAGGAGGGUAGGGCUGCCGGGGUUUUGGAGAACUUCGCGGAGGGACAGAAGUAUUCGGAACAUGCACUGAAAAAAUUUGUUCGGAACAGGCGACCGGAAAUCAUGCCAUCGAUCAACAGCUUCUUCACGGACCCACAAAAUUAAGAACUAUGGUUGGCUUUGAAUGUAUGGAUCGGAGUGGGGAAGAACCUAAAUGCAUCUCAUGUCUUAAUCCAUGAUCUGUUUGCUCAUGUUGUGCCAGAGAUGUUUGUCUUGUGUGUAAGAUGUGGUGUGUGUUGUGUAAGAAUGAUGGAAUCAUGGAUAUUAAUUGCUACCUUAUGCUGAUGUUGAGGAGUGGUUUUGUUGAGAUGCUAUCGUUGUUUGUGUUCAA
This is a messenger RNA of Sesamum indicum (sesame), 630 nucleotides long. RefSeq lists its product as uncharacterized. The record is from RefSeq and is a predicted model, not a curated record. Lineage: Eukaryota; Viridiplantae; Streptophyta; Magnoliopsida; Lamiales; Pedaliaceae.